This is a messenger RNA of Mangifera indica (mango), 958 nucleotides long. RefSeq names its product coatomer subunit zeta-1-like. The record is from RefSeq and is a predicted model, not a curated record. The transcript has 6 exons. Gene Ontology annotation, cellular component: COPI vesicle coat. NCBI's taxonomy places the organism in Eukaryota, Viridiplantae, Streptophyta, Magnoliopsida, Sapindales, Anacardiaceae. Bases 150 to 683 code for a protein of 177 amino acids. Gene Ontology annotation, biological process: intracellular protein transport; intra-Golgi vesicle-mediated transport; retrograde vesicle-mediated transport, Golgi to endoplasmic reticulum.
UUUAUUUAUUUUUUUUUUAAUUCUCAUUUUGUUGCUUGCUCGGGCCGAGUAGAACUGUUGAAGUCCGUGCCAUUUGCUUAUUAUUUCACUCUUCGUAGACUUGGAGUUCCAAAUUAAUUUCAGACUACAAAGUUCCCGUAGCAGCGAAAAUGGAGUCGUGUCCGUCCAUAAAGAAUAUCCUGCUCCUGGAUUCUGAUGGGAAACGUGUAGCUGUUAAGUAUUACUCGGGUGAUUGGCCAACCAAUGCCGCAAAGGAAGCUUUUGAGAAAGCUGUAUUUACUAAGACCCAAAAGACCAAUGCUCGGACUGAAGUGGAGAUAACUAUGUUGGAAAACAACAUUAUUGUUUACAAGUUUGUUCAAGACCUUCACUUUUUUGUAACGGGGGGUGAAGAUGAAAAUGAGCUGAUCUUAGCCACGGUUCUUCAGGGAUUUUUUGAUGCAGUUGGCCUUCUCCUAAGAGGGAAUGUGGACAGGAAGGAGGCUCUUGAGAACUUAGAUCUCAUUUUGUUGUGCCUUGAUGAAAUUGUUGAUGGCGGUAUCAUUCUUGAAACGGAUGCAAAUGUUAUUGCGGGGAAGGUUGCAAGUCAUAGUAUGGAUGCUGGAGCUCCUUUAUCUGAGCAGACUAUAAGCCAAGCAUUGGCCACUGCUCGUGAACAUAUAACAAGAUCCCUUCUUAAAUGAGAGAGCAGACUUUUAUUAUUAUUACUUUUUGUAAUUUUUAAGCGUUUAUAUACUUAAUGUACUGGGUUUAUAGGGCGUCAGAUUUGUCUUAGUGUUGCUUUCUUAAAAAUGGGUGGAUGAUACUGCUAUUUGUGCUGCCACAAGUUCCCCGCCGAGAGUUGCUGCUUUUUUUAAUCGUUUGAAUGGUUUUUAUCAUGUAAACUUAUAUUGAUUUGAAUAUCAAACGGAGUGAACAGUGGUGAUUAUAGGUGAAAUUAAAAAUGGGUUUUAGCAUA